Molecule: messenger RNA, 717 nt
Organism: Closterium sp. NIES-67
Lineage: Eukaryota; Viridiplantae; Streptophyta; Zygnematophyceae; Desmidiales; Closteriaceae
Source: the annotation of a GenBank genome assembly
AGCAGAUUCCGAGGACGACGCUGUUUCUGGGGAUGAAUCUGGAGAGGAACAGGGAAGAGAGGAAGCUGAGCGGGCGCUGCAGAUGUACCAGUCUAUGGUGGGACAAGUUAUGUACCCAGUCUCAUGCACCAAGGUUGACAUGGCCUAUGCAGCAAGCUACUUGGGGCAGCACGCGCAGCAGGGGAGGAAAUGGAGGGAGAUGAGGCGGACAUUAGAUUACCUGCUGCAGCAUCAGGAUGAGGGUUUACUAUUUGAAGGAGGAGAGGAGACAUUGGAGCUGGUGGGGUAUGCUGAUGCCUCACAUGCAUCAUGCAAGGAAACCAGGAGAGGGGCAUAUGGAUAUGUGUUCCUACUCGGAGGGACAGCUAUUACGUGGCAAGCUAAGAAGCUGGCAGAUAUAGCACUCUCAACUAUGGACUUGGCGAAGAACGACAACUGGCAUGGGAGGACUAAGCACAUGGAUGUGAAAUAUCACUGGGUGAGGGAGCAGUUAGAGAAGCAGCAGUUCAAGUUUGAGUUUGUGCGCACUGAGGAGCAGGCAGCUGAUUUCUUGACCAAGGUGCUGCCAAGGGCCAACUUUGAGUACUGCAAGGAGAAGGUCGGGAUACGUACCUUGAAGGACAUGCAGGGGAGUGUGAAGGUGACUUAGAGGGUGUGGUUGGCAGAACCACAGGGGAGGUUGUUGGAGUGGUUCCGCCACCCACAACGGACUACUCG